Molecule: messenger RNA, 1273 nt
Organism: Linum tenue
Lineage: Eukaryota; Viridiplantae; Streptophyta; Magnoliopsida; Malpighiales; Linaceae
Source: the annotation of a GenBank genome assembly
AUGCAAGCCUCUUGCAAUGUCACCGCCCAGCGCCUUGCCCGGAUCCCUCGCGGCCGACACACAAUCACAUCCGCCGCCGCCGGCCGCCACCGAAACACCACGACGCGAAAUCUGGCGGCGGCGGCGGAGCGGAUCGAAAUGUUCAAGUCGCUGGAAGGUUGGGCGGCCGACAACGUGCUGCCGCUGCUGAAGCCCGUGGAGAAAUGCUGGCAGCCUCAGGACUUCCUCCCCGACCCUCGCCUCCCGGCGGCAGAGUUCGCGGAGGAGGUGCGGCGGCUGAGGGAGCGGACGGCGGAGCUCGCCGACGAGUACUUCGUGGUGCUGGUGGGGGACAUGGUGACGGAGGACGCGCUCCCGACCUACGAGACAAUGAUUAACACGUUCGAUGGGGUCAGGGACGAGACCGGGGCGAGCCCGAGCCCAUGGGCCGUGUGGAAUCGGGCCUGGACCGCGGAGGAGAAUCGACACGGGGAUCUGCUCCGGACUUUCUUGUACCUUUCGGGCCGGGUCGACAUGCGGAUGGUGGAGCGGACUGUCCAGUAUCUCAUUGGAUCCGGCAUGGACCCGGGGCUGGAGAACAACCCGUACUUGGGGUUCGUAUACACGUCAUUCCAAGAGCGAGCCACGUUCAUAUCACACGGCAACACGGCCCGGCUCGCGAAGCAAGGCGGGGAUCCGGUGCUGGCGCGUAUAUGCGGCACCAUCGCCGCCGACGAGAAGCGCCACGAGCUGGCCUACACCCGCAUCGUCGAGAAGCUGCUCGAGCUGGACCCCAACGGCGCCGUUUUGGCGGUGGCCGACAUGAUGCGGAAGAGCAUCACGAUGCCGGCGCACCUGAUGUACGACGGCAGGGACCCGCAGUUGUUCCAGCACUACUCGGCGGUGGCGCAGCGGCUCGGGGUUUACACGGCGGGGGACUACGCGGACAUACUGGAGUUCUUGAUCGGACGGUGGGGGUUGGAGAAGUUGGGGGAUGGAUUGGACGGUGAUGGGAGGCGGGCGCAGGAGUACGUGUGUGGGCUCGCGCAGAGGAUCAGGAGGUUGCAAGAGCGGGCGGAUGAGAGGGCGAAGAAGAUGAAGGAAGCCGUUGAGUUUAGCUGGAUUUUUGACCGGGAGGUGGUUUUGUAAGAAGGAUGUGGAGGAACCUCUCGUUUUCCUUCCCCGUUUUUUGGUUUGGUUUGUCGUUUCAUUUUUUUCUUUCCAAGUUUUGAAUGAGUUUUUUUUUUAAAAGGAGUUUUCUUACUAUGCUCUCAAACAUUGUUGUUUUCCAUGU